Messenger RNA from Euleptes europaea (tarantolino), 1185 nucleotides. RefSeq names its product lipase member M-like. Gene Ontology annotation, biological process: lipid metabolic process. The transcript is spliced from 9 exons. NCBI's taxonomy places the organism in Eukaryota, Metazoa, Chordata, Lepidosauria, Squamata, Sphaerodactylidae. The coding region runs from base 1 to 1185 and encodes 394 amino acids. Gene Ontology annotation, molecular function: hydrolase activity, acting on ester bonds. The record is from RefSeq and is a predicted model, not a curated record.
AUGUUGUGGAUUUUAUUUGCAAUUUGCUGCCUGUACACCACAAUGAAAGUCCAAGGAAUUCCUCAUGAUGGAAAAAAUAAGCCAAGAGCUUUAAGGAAUACUAAAGAACUGAUCAACUAUUAUGGAUACCCCUGUGAGGAGUAUGAUGUUGUAACACAAGAUGGCUAUAUCCUUAGUAUCUUCCGAAUUCCACAUGGGAGAAAAGAGAAUGCAAGCACAAGUUCGAAGCCUGUAGUGCUUCUGCAACACGGAUUGCUUCUGGAAGCUUUUGUUUGGGUCUCCAGUGGUCCUUAUAACAGCCUUGGCUUUGUCCUAGCAGAUAAUGGCUGUGAUGUUUGGCUAGGAAACAGCAGGGGGAGCCGGUGGUCUAGAAAACAUGUCUCUCUCUCAAUAGAAGAUGAGAAUUUCUGGGCAUUCAGCUUUGAUCACAUGGCUCAAUAUGAUCUUCCAGCAACGAUAGAUUUUAUCCUGCAGAAAACUGGACAGCAGCAGCUCUUUUAUGUUGGCCACUCACAAGGAAGCACUACAGGUUUUAUAGCGUUUUCCACUAUGCCUCAUUUGGCUAGAAAAAUCAAGAUAAACUUUGCUUUAGCUCCUGUAGUUUCAGUGAAAUACGCCAUCCCGUCAUUAAGGAAGUUUGUUAUGCUUCCUGAUUUCAUUUACAAGAUCAUGUUUGGCACUAAGGAAUUUAAGUGGCGAAGAAGGACAUCUCAUGACAAGUCUGGAUUUUGUAGUUUUUUCGAAUUUUCAAUUAUUUGCCAAAACGUCAUACAAAACUUGUCUGGAUCAGAGCAAAAGACCCUAAAUGUGAGUCAAGUAGAUGAAAAUGAAGUUCAUCUUUUAGGUGGAACAUCUGUACAAAACCUGAUACACUGGUUUCAGGUGCUGAAGAGCGGCAAACUCCAAGCCUAUGAUUAUGGAAGGUUGGAAAACUUAGAACGCUAUGAGGAGACACAUCCUCCGGAAUACAAUGUAACGGACAUGAAUGUAUUAACUGCGGUUUGGAGUGCUGGAUAUGAUGCGCUUGCUGACCCUGAGGAUAUUGCCCUCUUACUCACUCAAAUCGCAAACCUCACAUACCACAAGUUUAUUCCUGAAUGGGAUCAUGAGUCUUUCAUCUAUGAUUUGGAUGCAUAUGUUCAACUGCAUAGUGAAAUCCUUAAUAUGAUCAAGGAGUCUUAUUGA